This is a messenger RNA of Centruroides sculpturatus (bark scorpion), 1051 nucleotides long. RefSeq names its product acyloxyacyl hydrolase-like. Gene Ontology annotation, molecular function: calcium ion binding; acyloxyacyl hydrolase activity. The coding region runs from base 1 to 924 and encodes 307 amino acids. The transcript has 10 exons. The record is from RefSeq and is a predicted model, not a curated record. Gene Ontology annotation, biological process: lipopolysaccharide catabolic process; negative regulation of inflammatory response. NCBI's taxonomy places the organism in Eukaryota, Metazoa, Arthropoda, Arachnida, Scorpiones, Buthidae.
AUGGUUCCCGGUGCACCUCAUGUUGGACAAGGUUACAGUGGGAAAUAUUUUACACAUCUUGAAUUCAUUCUUGGAAAUGAACUUGACUGGCCUGAAACAUCAUUUGCAACAGGUUAUAAGAAUCUCUCUUGGCCUACACUUCAAGGAUAUACAGAUUCUUUGUAUUUUAGAUUAAGGGAACACAAUUUAUGUAAUCAUAGAGAUUAUCAAAAUUUGGCUGUUAAUGGAGCAGACAGUGAAGAGACAAUUAAAUAUAUUAAAGAAAUUUCACGCAACAAGACAUCAUUACCUGUGAUUGCCAUAUAUGCCAUGAUGGCAAAUGAUCUCUGUUCAGGUUACAUAAAUUCUUUAGAUGACUUAAUUAAACCAGAAAAAUUUAAGAAAAAUGUAUUAAAAAGUCUAAACUUUUUGGAAAAUACAUUACCUCCCAAUAGUCAUGUUGUAUUAGUGGGUUUAGUAAAUGGUUCUUUCAUUUAUCCUACAAUGGCAAAACAUUUACAUCCUCUAGGACAAGUAAAUAAAGAUGUAACUUAUGACGACCUAUAUAAUUGGCUUAAUUGUAUGAAAAUUGGUCCUUGUUAUCAAUGGUUGAAUAAAAAUGAAACUAUAAGAACAGCUACUUCAAAGAGAGGAGAGGAACUUUCCAAUGUCUUAAAACAAAUAAGUGUUUUAUAUAAAUUCAAAUCAUUCAAACUCCAUUAUAUGCAUAAUCCAUUAUAUCAAGUAACACAUGAAUGGCAACAAUCAGGAUAUUUAAUAUGGGAAAUGUUAGAACCAAGUUUUGGUUUUCAUCCUGUACAGAAAUUACAACCUUUUAUUACAAAAAUAAUUUGGAGAGAACUAGUAGAAAAAAAUAUUGUAGGUAAGGCUAAUCCAAAUAAUGAAAAGAUUCAAAUACUGUUUGGUAAUCAAGGUGGACAUUAAAUCAUUCUAAACAUAAUUUAUAAUUACAUACAAUUGCUGCAGUUUUUUUGUAAAUGUGUACAUAUAUAUAUAUAUAUUUUUUUACAUAUAAGUAUGUAUCAAUGUAAUUUUCAGUUUUGAAGAUUAA